CGUUGUCGUUGUCGUUGUCGUUGUUGUUGUCGUUGUUGUCGUUGUCGUCGUCGCUCCAGUUGUCAUUGUCCCAGUCCUUGUCCUUGUCUUUGCCAUGAGCACUGGUAUUGGGAUUAGAGCGGGUUGCUGCAGUCGUUGGGGGAGCACUCCGACGCGGCAGGUCACCAAUACCAGUACCGGCAACCGCAGCACCGCCAGCCGUAUUGGAUCUCUGGGGCGACACAACCCCAUCCUCCCCAUCAUAAUCGUCAUCACCAGCAGCAGCAGCAUCAAACAAAACCUCCGUAUCCCUCGACUCCAUCUCAUACUCCUCCUGGUCCGCAACUCUUCUUCUCUCCGUCGGCCGUUCCGGCAUAUAGUUCCUAAUAGCUAUCGGCAGCAUCUCCCUCCGCACACAGGCAGCCCUCCCGCCCACAGCCAUAACCACCGCCGAACCCCCCACGGUGGCCCACCACAAAACCAUCCCCGGCACCCUUCCACUAUGCCAAACAACCAACCCCAAAUGAAUAAUGAAAAACGUCAAUGUGAAAUCAAUACAUAGCCGGGACCUUUCUACAAGAUACAGGAGGGGAAUUAUGUUUAUUGCGCUGGUGAGGAAAAAUGCCAGGGAUAUGGUCCAGCCACUGACUGUGUCGCCGCGGAGAAGUGCGCUGUCGAAGAGGAGCGCGGGGGUGAGCUGGAGCGGGGUGAGGAUGGUGGAGAAGAGGAGGAGGAGACUGAAGAUUGUGUAGGCGAAACAUUGGAGCGUCGUUAUUUGUGCGAGAAUUAAAAGCGGGUCCCAGGUGGACGCGGCCCUGAAGGACGACGAGCUGCUCAUUUGUGCUAAAUGAGAAAAUAAAGGGAGAAAAUGAACAAAAAU
Molecule: messenger RNA, 859 nt
Organism: Kickxella alabastrina
Lineage: Eukaryota; Fungi; Kickxellomycota; Kickxellomycetes; Kickxellales; Kickxellaceae
Exons: 1
Coding region: 95-541 (148 amino acids)
Source: RefSeq, a predicted model, not a curated record